Messenger RNA from Gamsiella multidivaricata, 1346 nucleotides. Its product is annotated as glycoside hydrolase. Bases 44 to 1123 code for a protein of 359 amino acids. NCBI's taxonomy places the organism in Eukaryota, Fungi, Mortierellomycota, Mortierellomycetes, Mortierellales, Mortierellaceae. The record is from RefSeq and is a predicted model, not a curated record. The transcript has 7 exons. Gene Ontology annotation, biological process: pectin catabolic process. Gene Ontology annotation, molecular function: polygalacturonase activity. Gene Ontology annotation, cellular component: extracellular region.
AUUACAACUACUGCAAUUCUCAACCCACCGAGACUCCUUCACCAUGAGAAUCUCUGCCAUCGUUGCUGCCCUUGUGGCCACCACCGCUAUUGCUAGCCCCAUUGAGAAACGCGCUGCAUGCACAGCUACAUCUUACGACGGAAUCGCUGGUACCAAAAGCUGCAGUGCAAUCGUCAUUCAAGGACCUUUCACCGUACCUGCAAACAAGAAAGUUGAUCUCACCGGACUCAAGGCUGGCACCACGAUCAAGAUUACCGGCACCAUUACCUUCGCCAAGGGAAAUCUUGGCAAGAACGAUGAUCUCGUAACCAUUAGCGGCACCAACAUCAAAAUUGAUGGUUCCAAUGGCAUUCUUAACGGCAGUGGACCAAAAUACUGGGACGGUAAAGGUGGCAACGGCGGCGUUAACAAGCCCAAGUUUGUCAGACUCAGUAACUUGAGCGGCUCAAUCACUGGGUUGACUAUUCUUGGGUCUCCUGUCCACACAUUCUCAAUCAACAACUGUAAGGGACUUACUCUUACGGGUGUAACCAUUGACAAUCGUGGAACCAACUAUGCCCUUGGCCACAAUACGGAUGGCUUCGAUAUUGGGGGCUCUAAGGACAUUACCAUCACUGGCGCCAAAGUAUACAAUAACGACGACUGCCUUGCCGUUAAUAGCGGCUCCAACAUCGCCUUCACCGAUAACCUCUGUGACGGUGGCCAUGGUAUUUCGAUUGGCUCUAUCAAAGCCGGUCAAAUUGUUGAUGGUGUCUCGGUCACCCGUUGCACCGUCACCAACUCCGAUAAUGCUGUUCGCAUUAAGGCCUACGCCAACGCGACGGGCGGCAAAGUCAACAACGUCACCUACACAGACAUUACGAUGUCUGGCAUUCAGAAAUACGGUAUCAUCAUCCAACAGGACUAUACCAACGACGGUGCCACUGGCAAGCCAGGCGGUGCUGCCCCAAUCACGAAUGUGAACCUCAACAACAUCCACGGCAGUAUGGCCAAGGGAACCAAGGGAAAGGAUGUCUACAUUCUCUGCGCCAAUUGCAGCAAGUUCAACUUCCAAAAGAUUGCCAUCACCGGUGGAACGGCUCCCACAUGCACUGGAAUCUCCCCCAAGCCCAGCGGCUGUUAAGGUCGGCGCUCAAGCAUCAUCGUGUCAAAGUCAUUUUAGAGAUGUCGCAAGCAAUGUUAUACAGGAGCUCUAUAUCCAUAUCUGCACCUUUGAAUUAGUCAACAGUUUUUUUAGAAAGUCUUAAAAUUGGUCGAAGCAUCUACUGAUUUCAUAAAGUUAGUUGGUACUUCAGGUGGUUAUACUUGUGUGAAAUGGUAUGGCAAAUACAAUAUUUACUUUGAGA